CCACUAUGUCAUGUCACAUUGUUCCUUGUACAAAACAAAACAACCAUCAAUCACGUUGGCAUGGUAAUCAAGGGUGAAACGCCCAAUUUUCUAAGAUUUCUGAAACUUUUCUUCGGUAAUUUCUUACAACAUUUCUUUGUAAAGCCCUUCAUUAUAAGAAAUUAUCAGUGA
Messenger RNA from Haemonchus placei, 171 nucleotides. The record is from the annotation of a GenBank genome assembly. NCBI's taxonomy places the organism in Eukaryota, Metazoa, Nematoda, Chromadorea, Rhabditida, Trichostrongylidae.